AGCGCGCGUGUCCGAAUCCGCGCCGUCUGCGACGGUCCCGGCGCACGUCGCCCCGCCGGCCGUCACGCUCCGCCGCCGGCGCGUCGCCCCAGUUGCAGAUCCGGUGCGUUCGCGGCGCGCCCAGCCGUGUGUCGGCCGGGCCGGUGUCGGAGCGGUCUCGGUCGGGUGCUGGAGCGGGCGGUGCAGCGGGACGCUAUGCCACUGUUCGGCCUACAGCGGCGGCGCAAUGGCGACAGUCCGGUGAAUGGGGUGGCGGCGGCGCCGAAGCGGGCGCCGCCCACCCCGCGACCGCGCUCGAGCGUGCCGCCUAUGGAGGAGCGGGCCCACCCGUUGCCACGGCCCGAGCUGGUGUUCCACUGCCAGCUGGCGCACGGCAGCCCCACCGGCAUCAUCACGGGCUUCAGCAACGUCAAGGAGCUCUACGAGAGGAUAGCCGAGUGCUACGACAUGUCCUCGUCGGAGAUCUUGUUCUGCACUUUGAACACACAUAAGGUGGACAUGGACCAUCUGCUGGGAGCCCAGAUUGGCUUAGACGAUUUUAUCUUCGUUCACAGAAAAGGUCAGGCGAAGGAGAUCGAGAUUGAGAAGACGGAGGAGGCUCUCGGGCUGACAAUAACUGACAACGGCGCCGGCUGCGCCUUCAUCAAGCGGAUCCAGGAAGGCAGCGUGGCUGAUCAGAUAGGAUACGUGAAGGUGGGGGACCAGGUGGAGCGCAUUGACGGCACCAGUCUGGUCGACUGUCGGCACUACCAGGUGGCCAAGAUGCUCAAGGAUAUCCCGGUUGGGACCACCUUCUUGCUGCGGGUGGUGGAGCCCAUGAGCACAGGGUUCGCCAACAUCGGGCCACGUUCGGGGCCGAAAACCGGCAAGGCGACCGGCUACGGCUCCGGCAAGGCGACCCUCCGACUCAGAGCCAACGGUCCAGCCAGGAUCGAGCAGGCGCCAACGAACGUGGUUCAGAGUGGUGUGAACAAAAUCAACAGCCUGCUGGAAGGAUUCCUGGGCAUAAACGAUACAGAACUAGCUGGUCAGAUUUGGGAGCUGAGCUCGGGCCAGGCCAACACGGUGGAGUUCGCGGCGGCGCUCGACUGCUCCGACCUGGAGGCGUUCGGCUUCACCGAAGACUUCGUCAUCGAGUUGUGGGGCGCCAUCACUGACAUCAGGGCCGGCCGGCUGGACAAGUAGUUGGCGCGGCGCGGUCCGCGGCCGCCUCGUCACGGUGUCACGGAGCGGUCCCGCGGCCGCUCGUCACGGUGUCACGGAGCGGUCCCGCGGCCGCCUCGUCACGUCAUCACGGUCGCCUCGCCCAACCGGCGGCGAAAAAUAACGGGAGUUGUGCCGCGGCCUCGCGGAACGAGACACUGCCGGACGUGAGUUGUGCCUCUACUGCAGGGAGGCGUGACAAUCGCAGGAGUCGUGCCGCUGCUGCAGGGAGAUGAGACACUCACGAGAGUUGUGCCGCUGCUGUAGGAGGUGGGGCACUCGCGGGAAUCGUGCCGCUGCUGCAGGGAGAAGAGACACUCACAAGAGUUGUGCCGCUGCUGCAGGAGGUGGAGCAAUCGCGGGAAUCAUGCCGCUGCUGGAGCGAGGUGGGAAACUGGCGGGAGGGCUCAUCACUACGGGAAGGAAGCGCCAGGAUUUCGGAGGAUGGCACAUUACGAACGGCACACAGAGUGACUGCUGACAGCGCAUGUAGCCGCGUGCGGCAUGUACAAUGCCGUGUCUUUGGGAGCCCGUAAUGACAUAGCAUUCACCUGAAACCACGACAGAGACCGGGACGCCGGACUGCCGUUGGAAAAGUUACCAGACGUGGGCUCGAAUCGUCUACGUGCUCUGAGACUUCCGCGCUUGGUGUGCGGCUCGAAACACCGUUCCGUGGCCCCGAUAUACUACUCCGAACAAACCCUGGUGAUGCACCAUCGCCAUGGUGCCUGGCGCCGGCGGCAGUGCCAUCUGGUGCCACAAUGUGAGUUAGCCCGAAGGCGUCACGCGGCCGCGGUGGCUUCCCAAGCUGGGCUUGUUUUGCUGGAAUGAUACUACGGAGCCAAUGUGACAGAAUCGUGCAGCGUGGAUGACAUCUUGUGAUUCGAUUUUAAACUGGAGAGCUGAAUAAACGUAUGGGAUGAUUGUAAGAAA
Molecule: messenger RNA, 2136 nt
Organism: Pollicipes pollicipes
Lineage: Eukaryota; Metazoa; Arthropoda; Thecostraca; Pollicipedomorpha; Pollicipedidae
Product: PDZ domain-containing protein GIPC3
Exons: 7
Coding region: 196-1185 (329 amino acids)
Molecular function (GO): protein binding
Source: RefSeq, a predicted model, not a curated record